Molecule: messenger RNA, 426 nt
Organism: Symbiodinium natans
Lineage: Eukaryota; Dinophyceae; Suessiales; Symbiodiniaceae
Source: the annotation of a GenBank genome assembly
AUGCCCUCAACUUCCGCAUCGGUUUCUGCACCAGCUUCCGCGCCUGCUGUGGUCAAGGUGCGAACCCCUCGGCGGUCACUCCAAACUACUCCUUGCGCCGCCGCAGCAUCCGCAGCGUCAGCAAAGACUGCGCCAGGGCCGCCGCGUGUCGCUGGCAUCCAGCGGCUAAGGGAGCUUAGGCCGAAGCAGCUGGACUUCACAGCAGUCACCUCGACCCAGGCAGACGAUGAGGUCCCCACACCUAGGCGCGCGCCCUCCAGCGAUGGAGGAUCUUCCCGCGGCCUGGAACCUUGCCGCAAUCAGGGCGCGAGUGUCGUGUCGGUUCGUCACGAUCGCUUCCAUCUUUCGCUUGGAUUCCUGGGGAAUGACGCUGCUUUCUUACGACACCAAAGCAACUCGUCUCACCAACGAGCGCAAGCUGCAGCG